GAAACUCGCGGUGCAGCAAACAGUCAAGGAGGAAGAAGGCGAGGUUGCUCCCAAGGAUGGAGUGGUCGUCUUGGUGCAUCAACAGUAUUGGGGGAACAUACCGUACAUUACUCAGCACAUCGCCGCAAGCAUCUUUAACUUUGGAGGCGGAUUCAUCCAAAACAAAACUGACCGGAUCAUCGUGCGAAGCUGUCCGAACCUGCAGCAACUCUUAGCCCACCUCCAAAAGUGGCUGCGCUGGUCGGGCACCAUCCUCCUGAACGAUGGCCAAAAGAUGUCCACGUGGCAAUAUGCCCACUUCUGCGAGAAGCAGGGCGUCCCGGCCCUGGGCUUGGUUCCUGACGAAGAUGUCAAUGAUGCCACAGUCAUUAAGGACCUCAUGCUCUAUGCCCUGAACCUGAAAGCUGAUACGACGGCAUCGCUGCUUCAGCUGGCCACUCAAUGCAUCUACAAGGCAACGAUGACAACGGCCGUGAUCAGGGCCGUGUCCUCCAAACCCGUCAACUCGGAGUUUGAGCGACAAAGCAUGCAUCAGAAGGCUCGAUUUCUAUGCAGCCUCGCCUUGCUGGACGAUGCAAGUCAAGCCAGGCUCAAUCAUUGGGUCACGACGAACGCGCAUUUCAAGGUCUUAUGCCGGAUACGAAAAGAGCUCGGGAAGACGCAGGAUUCAGUGUUCAUCCGCUCGCGAGCUUUCAUUGCAGUUAAGGCAGCCGUCCCGGCGGAUGGUGCAUGGCACAGCUGGGACAGCAUCCUGGGGCCGGAUGGCCCUCUGGCGGCCUUCUGGAAAGACGUGAAGAGAUGGGUGGACGACAGGUUUAACCUCACUGCGCCCUCAGAGUGGCACGCCGUUCCGGAGGUCAUGGCCAUGGUGAUGAGUACUUGCGGCAACGUGGAGGUGGACCUUCUCAAGGGCAUUCUACGGAAGCAGGCUGCUCCCGAACCUCCGCCCCCGGAGAAGCCGAAGCCCCCCCCGUGGGCGGCAUCAGAGGAAAAGACAGCUGGCACUGCUGCCGCUUCUUCCGAAGUGGACGACAGUGCAUCGAGCUUGACCAUUGCCGAGAGAAUCGAAGACGCCGUUCUCGAGCUGUACAAGAUGUCCAAGAAGAGCCAAGACGAAUUCCUUGACCCGAAGGAGGUGAAGGAGCAUCUUAAGCUGAGGCUGAAAGACUUCAACCAGCUGCCGUCGGACUUUGCCGAGAACAAGCACACCUUUGAAACGCCGAAAGGUGGCGGUGUCCGGAUAAGGCUGGAGAAAGGAGCCUUCCUGAAUGCAGAGAUCCGAGCGAUGGAGCGCGAGAACGCCGCAGAAAGAAAGGGAGAGAUGACGGUUUGCACAACGGUACUUCCGCAGCUGUCGCCAGAUCGGCUUCCAAAAGUCCUCAAGAAGAAGGAGAUGUGCGGCCUCAUGGUCCUGAUGGGUGAAACGAAGGGAUGGCAAACUGGCAUCCCAUCGUCAAUGCUCAAGCUUCUCCUCGCGGAUAAGCAAGACAACAAGCAAUUGCUGCUGGAGAUGACCCCCUUCCAUGCAGCACACUUGAUGCGUUCCAUUGUCAGCUGCGAGAAGGUGUGCGACAACAAGUUCCAUCCUGAGUCGCUCUGCACGCUCGUGCAGGUGGCAGCCAUGGACAUCAUGAUAGACAGCAAGCAGCCGCCCCGAUGCCGAGCGCCCCUUGCGAUUGUCAGGGACAGCGUGAGGGCGGCUGCCCAGAAGGUCUUCGUGACAGCCCUGAAGGCGAAAAAGCCUGAGAUCAUGAGGCAGUUUUGGGGCUUGGCAUGCUGUCGCGCCCAGAUGGAGGCCUCAGCUGGCAACCACUUCUUGUCGAGCUACAGCUCCUUCACUUGCUUCGCGGAGUUCAUGCAAGCCAUGGCAAACCUCUACAGCAGUGCGAAGGAGCUCUUGAAGACAGAGGUCGACGUAGCCAAGCAGACACUGACCCGGCUGCGCAACGCCUGCGAGCUGUUGUCGAAACAGGAAACCAUACAGGGGACGCCUAUAGCCGACCCUGAGGGCCUCUCCAGGCUCGUGUGGGUUUUCGCAAACUUCGCGCCGGAACUGGGUGAAGAGACCAGAGAGGACGUGGUCAAGCCGGCUUUGAAGCACAUUGAAAAGAGCAUUCUCCAGUGUCGCUUCUGUGACAGUGGCUGGUCAGUGCACAUCCUCUGCACGCUGCUCGUCUCCUAUCGGCAGGCCGGCGCGCCCUGCGAGGAGCUCUUGCACAAAGUUGCCUCGGCCUUGCGCGAGCGGGCGGGCAAGAAAGAGACAGAGUUGAAGCGAGCUGAUGUGGUGAGGAUCCUGCAGGCCUACAGGGAGUCAGGACUGCACCAGAUCUUGGACAGCUUCCUACAGUCACUCCAAGAGAAGCAGUGGUUCAAGCACCACCUGAAGGAUGCAGGGAAGGAAGAGAUUCCGAUCCUCCUCGCCGCGAUGCUUCGUGUGAAAGACGACGCAGCUUUUGAGGACUUCGAGCGGUACAUCCAAGGGAGCGACAAGAUGAAGGAUUAUUCUCUGUCUCACCUCACCGUGUUGAUGAAGGAGCUCCAGGGGCGGCAAUCCGGCAAACGCGGGACAAACGCCAGAGAGCAGCUGUGGAAGUCUGCUUUGUCCGCCUUGAACCGAACUAAGACAGCGGCCCCGGGAGACGUCGAGGCAAUGCUGGAGGUGGCGGCAUCCGAAGCAGAGCUCUGCAGCCUCAGGGAGUGGUGCUCGCAAGGCUGGCGACUGGAUUCCAUCCCGAAGCCAGAGCUUGGUUGGGAGGGGCUGGCGGAUGCCUUCCAACGAAUGCUUGGCCCCUUUGCGCACGCGAAGGAGCGCGUGGAGCGAUUGGAGGCCGCUUGCGCGGGACGCCUCCUGCUGUUCAUCAAUCGGCACUCUUCCGCAUCCUCCAGCAAGCCCCGCUCGCCGUCCGUCAAAGACGUGGCCCCGGCUGCUUUGGAGAUCCCGGCGGAAGCACUGGCUGGCAUGCCGGCGGUCACCGCUCUGCUUUCAGAAGUUCUUGACAAGGAUGUGCCUCAGCAGGAUAGCAAUGACAAGGACCUCUUCUUGAAGUUGGUGUCGCACCUACUGGAUGCUCUCAAGCCCACGACUAAAGCACAUCGUGAUCAAGAGCUCGAGAAGUGGGUGGAGAAAGCCGAGGCGGUGGUAGCUGAUGGCAAGCCUGGCGCCACGCGGCAGCUGAGCGCAGUCGAGGUGCUGAUGCAGCAAAAGGAGGAAGCGAGCCAACAGAAAGCGAAGGAGGCGCUGGGCCAGAGUUGGCUGAAAAUCCUUCUCGCGAGGAGCCGGAAGACGACGUGGGCCGGUGGAGACACCGUCCAAGCUGAAGCGCCACGCCCACAAGCAACUCUGCGCGGCCUCGCGAAGACUGCAAAAAGCAUCCUGGGACCGCUGGAGAGCCAGGUGCUCCUCCUCAAAGAGGAAGCCGUCCCCCAGCCCAAGCCGGAAGUGAAAAAGCCAGCGCCGGCAUGGCCCGGUGCAGGCGCAUCGCCGGCCUCGAGCUCCAAGCGUCCAUGCACAGAGCUGGCGAAGUUGGAGAAACCACCACCGCCCAAGCGAGCUCCGAAAGGGUCAGUGGCCACGGCCUUGGCUUGCAAAACUGGAGCGCAGGUCGUGCUUUCCGUGGUUGACGCGCAGAACAAAAACUUGGUGGACAUGGUGGAAGGCCGGUACUGCCGCGAAUCGACACACCAUGGCCGCGACGUUUUCAAGCGGGCGGAAACGGACAAAGACAAGGAGAAAGCCAAGGAGAACGGCCAGAAUUCAUCGAACUCAAUGUUUCUUUACUUCUGGGACGACACCAUUGAUGGAGAGGCCGAAGAUCGAGGAUGGUGGUUUGGAACUGAAGUUGGCGGCGCACAUGUGGCGCGGCAGCAGUCCCGGACAGGGAAAGUGGUAUUCUGGGUGAGGUAA
Molecule: messenger RNA, 3904 nt
Organism: Symbiodinium natans
Lineage: Eukaryota; Dinophyceae; Suessiales; Symbiodiniaceae
Source: the annotation of a GenBank genome assembly